Molecule: messenger RNA, 1144 nt
Organism: Cylicocyclus nassatus
Lineage: Eukaryota; Metazoa; Nematoda; Chromadorea; Rhabditida; Strongylidae
Source: the annotation of a GenBank genome assembly
AUGGAGUAUACGCUACAGUUGACUUUUCGUCAAUUUUGGCAGGAUCCGAGGUUAGCAUACGCGACAAUGUUUCCAGGACGGUUGAUACCGAAUUUUUUGGUGAUAACUAAACCUCACCUUAUCUGGACUCCAGACACGUUCUUCAUGAACGAGAAGAAACGCCAUACAAUAGAUAAACUCAAUGUUAUGUCAAGAAUCUAUGCAAACGGAGAUGUUCUGUACUCAGAACGAAUAUCUCUUACUUUGUCUUGUGCUAUGCACUUACAGAAAUAUCCGAUGGACGAGCAAAUAUGCGGCUUAUAUUUGGCAUCAUACGCUUACACGAGUGAUGAUAUAGUUUAUCGCUGGAAAACCGAAGACCCCAUCCAAUUACAUCCGUUUGUGAAUACUUCGCUGCCAAAUUUUUCUGUGGAGCUAACUGAAAUUUCUACCUGCACUGAUACAACAGCUACGGGGGAAUAUUCUUAUUAUUUUGUCCAAAUCUACCUACCUUCCACGCUGCUUGUCAUCGUUUCUUGGGUAUCAUUUUGGUUAGACAGAGACGCUGUUCCUGCCAGGGUCACACUGGGAGUUACAACACUCUUAACCAUGACUACUACGGCCAUAGGGAUCAAUAGCAGCCUUCCAGCAGUAUCCUACAUCAAAGCUGUGGAUGUUUGGGUUGGUGUUUGUUUGGCGUUUAUCUUUGCGACCGUGCUCGAAUACGCUUUUGUAUCGUACCAAGGUGGUUUGCCGAAAUAUAGCAAGCAACGCAAACUACAAGAGCACGAAGCUGAGCGUGAACGUGAUAAUGAAGACUCACAUGCUUCUCCGCGCAAAGACAGCUUGGGGAAAGACGAGCACGAAGUGCAGAGGUUCAUAAAAGCUAGAGUAGCUGAACUUAACGACUUACCCUUACUGGAUUGGUGGCAAAAAUGGAAAGUUGACGCAGACUCUCCGAAGAUGAUUGACCUAAGAUCACGUAUACUGUUCCCGGCACUAUUCGUGCUUUUCAAUGUGUUCUACUGGGUGUGGUACUCGGAGCUCUGAACGCAUGUACUGUUCGCGCUGAAGAUGUAUUCCAAAUGCGACUUAUCUAUACAUAAUUAGAAUUCACUGUCUCUAAGGUUCCGGCUUAUAUGUCCGUGUUUAAUGGAAAAAUGCU